Trichoplax adhaerens is the source of this 549-nucleotide messenger RNA. RefSeq lists its product as uncharacterized. NCBI's taxonomy places the organism in Eukaryota, Metazoa, Placozoa, Uniplacotomia, Trichoplacea, Trichoplacidae. Bases 1 to 549 code for a protein of 182 amino acids. The transcript has a single exon. The record is from RefSeq and is a predicted model, not a curated record. Gene Ontology annotation, cellular component: membrane. Gene Ontology annotation, biological process: store-operated calcium entry. Gene Ontology annotation, molecular function: store-operated calcium channel activity.
AUGGUAGAGAUCGAUAUUGCGCCAGUUCAGAGUACCAAUAACAUCAUUGGGUCAAAUACAACUACUAAUUGCCCCCCAGGACAUAAAUGUGUUCCUUUAUAUUUGCUGGUUUGUUUUGCAGUACUAACAACUAUCCUCAUAUCAGUUCAUCUAUUUGCUGUUAUGAUUUCGACAUGUAUCCUGCCUCAUAUUGAUGCAGCAGAAAGUGAAGGACCGUCGGAUGGAAUGGAGUCACCUCAUUUCGAAUUGCAUAAGUAUAUUGAAUUAGCAUGGGGAUUCUCUACCGUUGUCGGCAUAUUUUUGUUUUUGUGCGAAAUUAUUGUUCUCUGCUGGGUCAAGUUUAUUACGAUUGAUGAAUAUGCUGCGUUAGCUGGUACAUGUACAAUGAUUCCUGUCUUAGUUGUGUUCACAGUGUUUGCGUGCCAUUUUUACCGUCGCCUGAGCAGACACGAAUAUCGCAGACAUAGUCGUCAAAUUAAUGAGUUAAAACGUAUGGCCCAUGCAAAUUUGAAAGGCUCUGGUUUUAACGCUGGAGAGAAUACCGUGUAG